AUGGAGGUGUUUAAUAAAUUGUAUUCAUCGGUAACUAGUACAGUAUCGCAACUCUCGGGUGUGUUACCCGGAAACCCAGUGACUAGAGAAUUUGAAGCAACACAAUUUAUUGCGAGCGCAGGACCAGGAUUAUUCUGGAAAGUUUAUAAAGGCUAUAAAAAAUCCACCAAGCAAGAAGCAUCAAUAUUCGUUUUUGAAAAGAAGCUACUGGAACGCUGGUCGAAAGCAGACAGAGAUUUAAUGAUAGACAUUUUAAAACGAGGUAUUAUACAAUUAACUAAGCUGCGUCAUCCCCAAAUACUCACCGUCCAACAUAGUUUAGAGGAAAGCAGAGAAAGCUUAGCAUUUGCUACUGAACCUGUGUUUGCAAGUUUGGCAAAUAUUUUGGGCAAUAAGGAUAAUAUGCCACAGCCAAUUCCAACACAUUUAGAGAACUAUAAACUUUACGAAGUAGAGAUAAAAUAUGGGUUGAUGCAAAUAGCUGAGGGGCUGGCAUUCCUCCAUAAUGAUGUUAAAUUGUUGCACCAUAAUAUUACACCUGAAUCUAUAGUAGUAAACCAACAAGGGGCAUGGAAAAUAUUUGGUUUUGAUUUCUGUAUCGCUAACCAGAGCCCACCAGGACAAGCACCUUUUUGGCCUUUUAAUGAGUACUGUCAAGCAAUGCCUGCUUUAACCCAACCCUCUCUUGACUAUUUAGCCCCUGAAUACAUACUCUCCGCAUCUCACUCAACAGCCAGUGACAUAUAUUCUCUUGGCAUGCUUGUAUACAUUAUACACAUCACUGGACACCAACCGCUGGGAAAUUUAGGAAAUGAUUAUGCAAAAUUUAAGAGGUUUGCAAAUGAAAUUAGAAAUGUACCUUCAUCUAGGCUUUUGUGUGUAUCCGAUGGACUGAAAGAAUAUGUGAAACUCAUGUUGAAUGUAACACCAGAAUUAAGACCAGAUGCACAUCAGUUUUUAAAGAUUCCAUAUUUUGAAGAUGUCGGUGUCAAAGCAUUGAAUUAUCUGGAUUCUUUGUUUCAAUGGGAUAAUCUACAGAAGUCGCAGUUUUACAAAGGCUUACCUCAAAUUAUCCAGAAAAUGCCACACAGGAUAUGCAUAUAUCGAAUAUUGCCUUGUCUCGCAAAAGAAUUCGUCAACCCCACUAUGGUUCCAUUUGUGCUUCCGAAUGUUUUGUUAAUCGCUGAAAAUUCCACCAAGGAUGAAUUUAUAAGAUUUAUAUUACCAGUAUUGAAACCGGUGAUGUUAAUACAGGAACCAAUUCAAAUACUACUAAUUUUUAUGCAAAAGAUGGAAUUGUUGUUAAAGUUAACUCCAGGUGAAGAGGUGAAAACAGACAUUCUUCCAAUGCUCUAUAGGGCAUUGGAAUCUGAUGCGCAACAAAUUCAAGAGUUAUGUUUGUCUGUUUUGCCCACUUUUGCAUCUUUAAUAGACUACCCGGCAAUGAAAAAUGCAUUGUUGCCUAGAAUUAAAAAGUUAUGCUUACAAACAAAUUAUUUAUCAGUGAGAGUUAACUGUCUGCUGUGCUUAGGAAAAUUGCUAGAACAUCUGGACAAGUGGUUGGUGUUGGAUGAAAUUCUACCAUUUCUCUCACAAAUACCUUCACGGGAACCUGCAGUAUUGAUGGGAAUAUUAGGUAUUUACAAGUUAACAUUAAGUCACAAAAAGCUAGGUAUUACAAAAGAAGUUAUGGCUACAAAAGUGUUGCCAUUUCUGAUACCACUUUGUGUUGAAAAUGGUCUUACAUUGAAUCAGUUCAAUGCACUUAUAUCUUUGGUGAAGCAGAUGAUUGCUAAAGUGGAGACCGAGCAUAGAGCGAAAUUGGAACAGCUUAAUUCUAUACAAAAUGAAUCAAAAAUAAUGGAGCACGCGCUAACAUCGUCAUCAGACACAUUAGUACCGGCUCCAACACCUCAGACCGACAUUGACAAAAUGUUCUCUGGACUUGGUAUCGAUACUUCCUCAUAUAACUCCAAGACAACUGUAAAGCAAUCAUUUUCUUCUAUCAGUGAGAAAUCGCCUCUUUCAUUGACUAUGGAAGACAAACAACGGCUAGCUCAGCAGCAAGACUCCGUCAGAAAAGCGCAAUCUACAACUCUUUCUACUCCGCAGGUAGUUCCUCUUCGGCAACCGCCCAAGGCCAUCGAUUUAACUAGCUCAUUGCUUCAAUCUAAUCUCAACCAGCUAUCCAACACGCAAUCAAACAUGGGUAAAACGAUGAAUAACUCCGGUUCAAUGAAUAACGCACUAGGACAUUCUUUUCAACUUAAUAAUACUCCCGGAAAUUCUACUAUGAGUAGCCCGAGUACGUUAGGUGGCUCUAUAAUAGGUAGCAGUAAGACGGGGGUUAUGAACAAUUCCCUGGGGAGUAUGAUCUCCCCCUUCUCCGCACCCGUGAGUAAUGCGGUCGCCCCCAUGGGCAGCGCAAGUGCGCUAACGGGUCUGUGUUUGGACAAUAAUUCGAGAGGUUCCGCGUAUCCAAAUCAAAUUCCUUCGACUGCGUCAUGGAGCAGUAGUCCGAGCGGCAACUUUAACAAUAAGUGGACCGCUAGCCAAACGAGUAGCAAACAAGAUUGGUCUGCCUUUGAAUCUCUUUUGCCGAAUUCGAAUGAAGCUAGUAAUAGUAAUGUAAAAAAGCCCAACAACAACGAAAUGAUGGAUUUACUCGGUUAA
Messenger RNA from Leptosia nina, 2673 nucleotides. The record is from the annotation of a GenBank genome assembly. NCBI's taxonomy places the organism in Eukaryota, Metazoa, Arthropoda, Insecta, Lepidoptera, Pieridae.